Messenger RNA from Lates calcarifer (barramundi perch), 3779 nucleotides. RefSeq names its product asparagine synthetase (gene asns). Gene Ontology annotation, molecular function: asparagine synthase (glutamine-hydrolyzing) activity. Gene Ontology annotation, cellular component: cytosol. The record is from RefSeq and is a predicted model, not a curated record. Lineage: Eukaryota; Metazoa; Chordata; Actinopteri; Centropomidae. The transcript is spliced from 12 exons. The coding region runs from base 272 to 1957 and encodes 561 amino acids.
GUAAGCGACCUCACUGUUGCAGGGAGACACGAGACCUUCAGAAUACAUUAUUCACUACUGCUACCUGCUACUGCUACCUGUGUGUCUACCAAUUAUAUGUUUAACAGCUAAUAGCUCCUUUAUUGUUGCAUGUAAGUGUGCUCUUAUUUUGAAGACAGAAUCACUAAUUCCGGUUACAUACUGCUCUAGUCACUUCCAGGCGGUGUACCGGGCACAACGGACUGUCCUCAUCAUCAUCUCUACGAGAAUCGUUUGAAGAACAAUCAGUGAAAUGUGUGGUAUCUGGGCUCUGUUCGGCAGUGAUGAGUGCCUCUCAGUUCAGUGCACUAGUGCCAUGAAGAUUGCUCACCGGGGCCCUGAUGCCUUCCGCUUUGAGAAUGUCAAUGGCUUCACCAACUGCUGCUUUGGCUUUCACCGGCUAGCCAUUGUGGACCAGCUUUACGGCAUGCAACCCUUACGCAUCAAGAAGUUUCCUUUCUUGUGGCUCUGCUACAAUGGAGAAAUUUACAACCAUCACACGCUGAAGAAGAAGUUUGAGUUUGAUUACCAGACUAAAGUGGAUGGUGAGAUUUUGCUCCACCUGUAUGACCGCUUUGGCAUCCAGAAGAUGGCCUCUCUCCUGGAUGGUGUGUUUGCUUUCAUUCUGCUGGACACUGCCAACAGAAAGGUCUUUUUGGGAAGGGAUACAUAUGGUGUCCGACCUUUGUUCAAACUCCUCACCGAUGAUGGAUUUCUUGCUGUCUGCUCCGAGGCUAAAGGCCUUAUAGACAUUACCCAUGCAAUGGCCACCCCUGCCAACAUUGUCCCCUUUCUCCCUGGGUACUUUGAGGCCUUUGAUUUGAAGAAGAAUGGCAAGGUUCAGUCUAUUCAGAUGGAGCAGUUUCACUGCUGCACGCAAGAGCCUGCUCACGCCAUCUACGACACCAUGGAGAGACUACCUACACGGUUUGAUGAGGAAACAGUGAAAAGCAACAUCAGAUCCCUGUUUGAGAAUGCUGUAAGGAAACGUCUAAUGGCUCACAGGAGAAUAGGUUGUCUUCUGUCAGGUGGUCUGGACUCCAGUCUGGUUGCUGCUACACUGGUGAAACUGGCCAAAGAGGAGAAGCUGCAGUAUCCCAUCCAGACAUUUUCAAUUGGCUCAGAGGACAGUCCAGACAUCAUAGCUGCUCGCAAGGUUGCAGCUCACAUUGGCAGUGAACACCAUGAGGUGAACUUCACUGCAGAGGAAGGCAUCCAAGCAGUAGAGGAAGUCAUCUUCCACCUGGAGACCUACGACAUCACCACCAUACGUGCCUCUGUUGGGAUGUACUUGGUUUCCAAGUACAUCAGGGAGAAGACAGACAGUGUGGUGAUCUUCUCUGGAGAGGGUUCUGAUGAGCUGACUCAGGGAUACAUCUACUUCCACAAGGCUCCAACUCCUAAAGCAGCAGCAGAGGACAGUGUUCGACUGAUGAAGGAACUCUACCUGUUUGAUGUUCUCCGUGCUGAUCGCACCACCGCUGCACAUGGUCUGGAGCUCAGAGUGCCUUUCCUGGACCACAGAUUCACAGCAUACUACCUCUCCUUACCAGAAGAAAUGAGGAUUCCUAAGCAUGGAGUGGAGAAGCACCUUCUGAGGGAAUCCUUCAAAGGUCUCAACUUGAUGCCUGAUGAGAUCCUGUGGAGGCGUAAAGAAGCCUUCAGUGAUGGUAUGAUGUCUGUGAAGAAGUCCUGGUAUACCUGCCUGCAGGAACAUCUGGAAUCAAUGGUGAACGAUGACCAGAUGGAGAAGGCUCACAAGACGUUCCCUCACAACCCUCCGUGCUCCAAAGAGGCCUACUACUUCAGGCAGGUGUUUGAGAAGCACUUUCCAGGCCGAGCUGAGUGGCUCUCCCAUUACUGGAUGCCACGCUGGAUCAACGCCACCGACCCAUCAGCCCGGACCCUGUCUAUCUACAAACCUGAUAAAGACCAGUGAUGCACUGGAACAGCUGUGUGCCAGUAUCUGUCAGUCAGCAAUAUACUGGCCUUCUUUGUUUGUUCUACAUGUGCCAUACUAAGCUUUACUUUGUUUAACUGAGAUCAAAUCUAUCUUUCUUCUGAAUUUGUUUGUAUUACCUCACAUGACGUUUGUCAGGCCUUGAUGGAGUUUGUCAGACUUUCAGAUUGAGCUGUACUUUGUCAGACCUAUGUGUUUAGGGAGUUCUAGUUAUUCAGAAAUUAAUGGGAAGCUUCUCGUCCGUUGCUUUUGGGAUGUGUCACAGCUUUGCAACCAUUUUAAAGCAGCAAGGCUGACGUGUGUGCUCCAGCUGCAGCCUAGCAUCUUGGGAUUGUUGUGCAUUCAUAUCCAGUGUGGGCACUUUGUACAACCUGCUGCAGGCUCUUUCAAAUGUUAAAGCUCAUGAAGGUCAGUGUUCUCAUUUGCACCACAAAAAUCACACCUUGAACAUCAGCAGUGUAGUUCAAACAGCACUCAAUCCUGUCAUUAGUGUAGGUCUUCUGUGUACUGAACUCCAUACAAAAUGGAGUUCACAAAUUGGAAGAAAGUAGACGUUAAGCUUAAUAGGACGCCUUGGGUUGCAGUAACACAAGUGAAUAAUGAGCUGUUAAAGGCCUGGUGUUAAUAGAUGUACUGAUGAGGCAGCAGUUUGUCUCACUGAUAUAUAUUUGUGAUAGUAGUUACAAAGAAUCAGUCUCAGUUGAAAGCUUUUGGCGCCAAAUCACUCAUUCCUCUGCAGCUUUAUCUGACAAACUCCAUUAACCUUAAUUCUUGGACUCUUUUUUUUUUUUUAUUUUCCAAACCAUAACAUUUAUCAUGAGAUGGGUUCACUACACUCCAGUCACUGGUUUUCAUUAAUGUCAUCAGCUAUAAUGAUAAUGUACCUGCAGAGACUUGAAGCUCGAUUGAAAUGGUGAUUCACCACAGUGAACACCUCAUCAUCUUUCGGGUGCUUCCCAAAUUCUUGAAGCCACAGGGAUGUGCAACUGUGUAGUCUGUCUUCAGAAGCUGCUAACCCAACAUUAUUCUGAACUGAAUUAGUCUGAUUAAUGUUUUCUAAUAAUUUAACUGGAUGCCUGUUUUGUUGAAACCAAUGUAUACAUUGGUUUGUUGGUUUUGGGUUUAACCUCAAAUGAAUUAUGUAGAGCUGCUAACACCAAAAAGGUUGAUGCUCCAGCUUGUUGACUAGGACUGUAUAUUAUGCAAUUUGUGUGAACAACAUCUUGACAGUUUCUCACGGGUAGAGGUGAGUCAUGUGUGAACCUUGUCAGAAAGAACUGGCAUGACUUUUCACACUUAGAAAUGCCAUCCCUGCUGGUUUCUCAGCAGUCUUGGGAUUGGACUGGCUAUGCAAACAUUUGUUGCAGGCAAAUGUAUGUCACACUAUGUUAGAGUGAUGAUAUGUACCUUGAUUUGUCAGACGUUAUAUAAUUUGAUGAUUAAUUUGCCAGUUAAUUAAACUAAAUUUUCCAAAGAUGUUAUCAUGAUAAAAAAAGUUACAUAUAUCAUAAUAUAACAUGUUUAUCCAGAUUGCCCAGGUCUUGUUUGACUGUGGAGAAAUGAACUGAUGAGUACAGGAAGUGGACAAAAUAUUACCUGACAACAUACUGCAGUUCAGCACCACUAACUAAACACAAUUUGAACAUUAUAAGCAAAGUUUUUGUUGCAAAGCUGGAUUGCACUAUAUUGUCACCUCUAUCAUAUUGUCCAUUCCCUCGCAUAACCAUUAUCUGCUUCUUGUUUUCUAGUAAUUGUUUCAUACUAAUUGUUACUAAAAUAAAUUCACCUCCUGGCAUUUAAA